AUGGAGAUGGAGGGCAGCAUGGAGCUGGGUCUGGUUGGAUGUAUUGGGGAUGUUUGGGAGGUGAUGGUGCUGAGGAGAAGGAGAGGGAGGACAUCAGGAGGAUCCUACCUGCUGCUGCUGCUGCUCUGCUGGCUGCUGGCUGCUCACACCACCACAGUGCACGCCUCAGAUGCCUCCUCAUCUUCCUCCUCCUCGUCUAGCCUCGGAGGUUUCGUGGACUUCACGUUCAUCCAGGAGCCUCAGGACACGGUGACGGUGCGAGGGGGCGUGCUGCAGCUUGACUGCCAGGCGCAGUCCGAUGCGGUGGCAGGACCUCCCGUCAUCACAUGGCGUAAAGACGGCGUGCUGCUGAGCACGGUGGUGGACGAACGGCGGCGGCAACUGGCUAACGGCUCGCUGCUGGUGCAGAAUGUUGUACACUCGCGGCACCACCGACCCGAUGAGGGCGAAUACCAGUGCCUCACCACACUGGACGGACUGGGGAGCAUCGUUAGUCGGACCGCCAAGGUUACUGUGGCCGGUCCGCUGAAGGUGGUUGUCCCCACCGAGUCCGUUUCCUCGUACCUUGGCGACACCGCCCUGCUACGCUGUGAGGUCUCGGGCGACCCGACGCCCAUCAUCCGCUGGCAGAAGAACCGGGAGGACCUACCGCUGACCUUUGACCCCGACUCACGCCUGGCGGCGCUGCCGUCCGGCUCGCUGCAGGUCAGCCGCGUCCAGCCACCGGACUCAGCCACGUACCGCUGUCUGGCCGACAACCCCGGCAGCACCAGGACGGGGACGGACGCCGAGCUACGAGUGCUCCCAGAGCCUGGGGUGAGCAGGAACCUCCAGUUCCUCCAACGUCCAUCCAGAGUUACGGCUCUGCUGGGAACCGACGCCGUGCUGGAGUGUUCUGCUUCAGGAUACCCGACUCCGAGCAUCCAGUGGAGGAGAGGAGAGGAACUGAUCCAGAGCUGGAAUAACAAGUACUCUCUGCUGGUGGGCAGUAAUCUGAUCAUCAGGAGUGUCACUGACGACGACUCUGGCAGUUACAGCUGCACAGCCACCAACAAGAACCACAACAUCACCGCACAAGCAGAGCUGAGUGUACUAGUGCCUCCUCAGUUCCUGAACUACCCGACAAACACGUACGCCUACGAGUCCACAGACAUCGAGCUGGAGUGUGCUGUGACAGGGAACCCGCCGCCAACUGUCCGUUGGAUGAAGAACGGCGAGGAAGUCAUCCCCAGCGACUACUUCCAGAUAGUGGACGGCAGUAACCUGCAGAUUCUGGGUUUGGUGAAGUCAGAUGAAGGAUUUUAUCAGUGCAUAGCUGAAAACUCAGCUGGCAGCUCACAGGCCAUGGCUCAGCUGCUGCUCCGAGAGCCAGUGUCCCCCAGCCCAGGCGUUGCCCUCCCCUCUGCCCCCCGCGACCUGGUCCCUGUCCUAGUGUCAAGCCGAUUUGUUCGACUCAGCUGGCGCCCCCCGGAGGAGACCGGAGGAGCCGUGCAGACCUAUGGCAUUUAUUACUCCCAGGACGGAGUCGAGAGGGAGCGGUCAGUGAACGUGUCGGAGCCGGAGUCGCUGGAGCUGACGGUCUCCAACCUGAAACCGGAGGAGAGCUACAGAUUCAGAGUCAUCGCUUACAACGACGUGGGACCAGGAGAGAGCUCCGCCCCCCUGAGGAUCACCACCAAACCUGACCUCCAGGUUCCCAGCAGGGUGGAGUCUCUUCAAGCUGAGGCUCUUUCUCCCACCUCCGUCCAGGUGAGCUGGGAGCCUCCCAGCCAACCAAACGGCCCUGUCCUGGGCUACAGGCUGCUGUGGACCGAGAGCCCGUCCGGCAAGGAACAGAGUGUUGAGGUGAAUGGACUCAACUACAAGAUGGAGGGACUCAAUAAGUUCACAGAGUACACUGUUCGAGUUCUGGCGAUCAACCGCUACGGACCAGGCACCGCCCUAGAGACGGCCAGCGUCACCACCCAAUCAGACGUACCCAGCGCUCCUCCCCAGAACAUCACCUUAGAGGUUGUCCUGUCCAGGAGCAUCAAGGUGUCAUGGCAGCCGCCUCCGCGCAGCGCCCAGAAUGGCAUCAUCUCCGCCUACAAGAUCAAAUAUAGGAAGACCGGUCGCCGUGGAGACCAAGAGGCCAUCGAACCCAACAACUUCUGGUACCUGUUCACAGGUCUAGAGAAGGGCAGUCAGUACAGUUUCCAGGUAGCAGCCAUGACAGCCAAUGGAACGGGUCCGGCCAGUGACUGGUACACCGCUGAGACGCCGGAGAACGACCUGGACGAGAGUCAGGUGCCCGACCAGCCCAGCUCUCUGCACGUCAGGCCGCUGCCCAACAGCAUCAUCAUGUCCUGGACUCCACCCCUCAGCCCAAACAUCCUAGUUCGAGGUUACAUCAUCGGCUACGGAGUGGGGAGCCCCUAUGCCGAGACGGUCCGAGUGGACAGCAAACAGAGAUACUACUCCAUCGAAAACCUAGAGCCGAGCUCGCACUAUGUGAUUUCCCUGAAGGCGUUCAAUAAUGCCGGAGAGGGCGUCCCUCUGUAUGAGAGCGCUGUCACUCGAUCUCUGACAGACCCCAUAGACCCAUCUGAGGACGACCUCUUCCACCUCUUUGAUAAAUACCCCACUCCCAUGCCAGACACCAGCACUCCCAUGAUCCCUCCGGUGGGGGUCCAAGCCGUGGCUCUGUCCUCGGACUCGGUCCGCGUCUCCUGGGCCGACAACUCCAUGACCAAGAACCAGAAGGCGUCCGAGGUCCGGUACUACUCCGUCAAGUGGAAGACCAGCUACUCCACCAGUGGAAAGUACAAGUCUGCAGACACCACGGCGCUCAGCCACACCGUCACUGGCCUCAAACCAAACACCAUGUACGAGUUUGCCGUCAUGGUAACCAAAGGCCGCAAGUCCAGCACCUGGAGUAUGACGGCGCACGCCACGACGUAUGAAGCAGCUCCUGGCUCCGCCCCCAAAGAUUUGACAGUGAUCAGUCGCGAGGGAAGACCCCGCGCCAUUUUAAUCAGCUGGCAACCGCCGAUGGAUGCUAACGGACGAAUCACAGGUUACAUCCUCUACUACACGCUGGAUAAGAACAUGCCGAUAGAUGAUUGGGUGAUGGAGGCGAUCACCGGUGACCGGCUGACCCAUCAGGUCGUGGAUUUGAACCUCGACACAGUUUAUUACUUCAGGAUUCAGGCCAAGAACGCCAAAGGAGUCGGCCCGCUGUCUGAGCCCGUCCACUUCAGGACCGCCAAAGUGGAACAUCCAGACAAGAUGGCCAAUGAUCAAGGUCGAGGGGGAGACCACGCCUACUGGCCGUCUGACACCAAUCUAAUCGACAGGAGCAGCAUCAACGAGUCUCCCAUUGGUCAGAUGCGUCCACCUCACGGCAGCGCCACGCCUCAAAAGAACAGUAACCUCCUGGUCAUCAUCGUGGUUUCAGUGGGAGCCGUCACGGUGGUCGUGGUCGUCAUCGUGGCGCUCAUCUGCACCCGGCGCUCCUCGGCCCAGCAGAGGAAGAAGAGAGCGAGCCACAGUGCCAGUAAGAGGAAGGGCAGCCAGAAGGACUUGCGGCCUCCUGACCUCUGGAUCCAUCACGAGGAGAUGGAGAUGAAGAACUUGGAGAAAGCUCCCAGCGUCGCCCCGUCCGGACGGGAUUCACCCCUCCAGUCCUGCCAGGACCUCCCCCAGGUCGCACACAGCCAAUCAGAGAGCCAGAUGGGCAGCAAGAGCAGCCACUCAGGAGCCGACGGUGACGAGGCGUCCAGCAUCAUCUCCACUCUGGAUCGCUCCCUAGCUGGCAGGAGGGGAACACGAGGCAAAAUGAUGAUUCCUAUGGACUCACAGCCGAGCAACACACCGGUGGUCAGUGCCAUCCCGGUGCCUGCUCUGGACUCCUCUCAGUAUCCUGGUAUCCUGCCUUCACCUUCCUGCGGCUUUACUCACAACAAGUUCAGCCUGAGACCGAUGCCCUUCCCAAGCCUGACCGUGGACAGAGGAUACACACCAGCGAUGCCUUCAGACUCCUCCACCAGUCUUCUCCUCCAGCAGCAGCCUCCGCCCCAGCAAACCGCUCCGCUCCUCCCCGGCUCCUCCGCACCGUCGGGGGAACACGUUUCUGGUGUUGGCCAGAUCCCAGGGGCCCCCACCGUCGCCGCUGAGGAGGCCCAGGCUGGGAGCGGUCGGACCAUCCCAACAGCCUGCGUGCGGCCCACCCACCCGCUACGAAGCUUCACCAACCCGCUGUUGCCACCGCCCAUGGGGACCAUCGACCCCAAGGUGUACACCUCCAUGAUGCCACAAUCCAGUGCGAGCCUUCCGAAGCCCCAGGUGAAGACGGCCUCUCUGGGUCAGGCCGGUAAAGCUCGCUCCCCACUGCUGCCCGUCUCAGUCCCGACAGCGCCGGACUUACCGGAGGAAGGAGGAACAAAACCUGCAGAGGAUUCAGCCGCCAACGUUUACGAGCAGGACGACCUGUCGGAGCAGAUGGCCAGUCUAGAAGGGCUGAUGAAGCAGCUCAAUGCCAUUACCGGCUCCGCCUUCUAACCUCUAAUACCGGCCCAGCCCAGCCCAGCCCAGCCCAGCCCUCAGCCACGAUCCAGUCUGGAACCCUUCUUCAAGCCUUGAUGUCACCUGCUCUCCAUAAGAUAACGGCGGCAACAGGUCAAUCUGGGUUUGAAGACGCCUCUGUGGAAUCAGACCUCCAUCUGUGCUUGGUUGAGUUUGUUUGGUUUCUACUGGCCUCGGCUAGUGUCCACUGUUUGGGACCGGGAUAGGAUAGAAGGGAAUCAAACAGAGGAUAAACACUACAGCAGCACAGCAUCAACUCCAAGAACAGGACAAAGGCUGGAGGGGCUUCUGUAGGAGUUCAAACUGAAUCCCCUCUAGACUCUUCAACCUCAAACACAAAACUAGAAAAACCCAAUGCCUAGCGCCUCGGCUUAAUGACACAGGAUGAUGGGAUUAUCACAAAAAAAAAGAAGACAACGUUAUAAGAUCCCUCCUGUUUCUCUUCUUUGUGGUAUUUAUUAGCGUCCUCCUCCGCUGAGUUAUCCACAACUCAGUUACUGUGACUGUACCUCACUUAUUUUUCAUGAUCGCUGUCGGAAGUAUUCCUUUUGUUUUUUUGUUUGGCUAUUCCAACUUUGCAGUUACAGGAUGUGUGUAUGUUUUUGAAAAUGCCACCAGAACCUACAGUAAGAAAUAGAAAACACGUCCUCAGCCACCAAAGUUUCACCAAAACGUUCAUUUUCUCACCUGGAUCCGAGGUCGAGAUCUGUUGUGGUGAUCCUCUCCGCAUUUCCUGCCUAUUUUUCCUCAAUAUCUCUCUUUUCUUUACCCUCUUCUCGAACAAAACAGUAUGAUUUCAGUGAAACAACCAUAACCCAUGAAGCCCUUCCACUUCUGGAUUCGGUGGUUUAAAAAAAAAAAAGGAAGGGAUUAAAAAUGUGAUUUUGGCUGGAUAGAAACAAGUGUGAGAACCUACGAGACCGGUCUGAAAAAGCCUGGAUUGGAUCCAGCUGACUCUACUCUUACAGGACUGUAUAGAAACCUCUAUAGACUCCCACAGUCUUGUUGCUGCUCUUGACCAAGCCUUUACUCUCCUUAACCCAGACAAAACUCCCAAUCUUUACCUACAAUGACUCGUGCCAAAUUUUCAUCUUGGAAAACUUAUUGUAACCGUCUUUGUUUUUAAGUCUGUCUCAGUCCCGACCAUGGACUGGAAGUCAAUGAAAAGCAGUAAGGUGAUCUGUGUGGAACAAAUGUUAUAAGACAUCUGGAUUUGGAUUGGUAGGACCCAUCCCAUCCUGGACAAAUGAAGGUUGGAUUGGAAUGGUACGUGGUCCUUUUGAGAAAUGUGUGUGAAUUCAGUCUGAACACCUCGUUCACAAUUUGUUCACCGUCAGUGACCCCCUGCUAGUUGGAGUCGUGAAGAAUGAGAGAACAGUUAAGUGAGGACUGGCUUUAGCGACGUUGCCAUGCCAUAGUUUCUUCCAAAACCCCAACAGUCCAAAAAAUGUCCCAACAGCCUGUUAUCCUUAACAGAAGCAUGUGGCUAAUUAUUAUGCAAAAUUACAUCAUCGGAUCUUCCCGGUCACAAUAUUUUUUUUCCAACCAUGGUGAAGGCUUGACCCGCCCUACUCUACCUCUGGUUGGCUUACGCUGAUUUUCUUUUUUGACAAAUAUGUUUAUUGAAAUAUUUCACAUAACAAUAAAAACACAUUGCACAUAAAAGGUGCACAAAAAGGCAAACCUAAACAGACUUUGAACAUAAUGUAAAUAAGGCACAUUCUGUUGUCAUACUUGCUGACAAGGUACUAUGAUUGGUGAAAAAAAAUGAAUAAUAUUAUUUUAUAUCUAAAAAUAACAGUGGAUCACUCCAAGGUCCAGAAAUUCCGCGAAUGAGUCUCACAUCUUAUAUCUUAUUUAGUAUAUAUGUAAGUUUCUCCAUAACUAGACAAUGCAACAAUCCAUCAACCCAACUUUGUUUGCUUGAUCUAUUCAUGGAUUGUCAUGGAUCACAGAGCAAUUUUAUGCUCAGCUUCAAGUAAACAGAAUAUAACCAUCUGCUUAUUUGUAUUAUUAAACUUACAGUUUACUGGGAAACAUCCGAAUUUACACAAUGUAGGGCACAGAGGAAGCUCCUCUUUUGUGAUAACGGAUGAAGUCAUUAUUAUCUCCUUACAAUACUCUUGUAUGGUUGGGCAUUCCCAAAGGCAAUGCACCCUGAUAUUCCUACCCUAAACACAACUAAUCUCACUCCUCAUGCCUAAACCGAGUAGAGAAAGAGUGGCGGGUUGUACCUUCGCCAGUUGGAAAAAAUAUUGGGAAGGUCCGAUGAUGUCAUUCUGCAUAAUAUUGAGCCAUUUGCUUCUGUUUGUUACACAGAGAGUGUGUACUUUAAGAGCAAUGGGCCGUCGGAACAAUGGGCAGUCCUCUUUGGGACACCUGUUCAUGUGCUCAUAAAAAGAUAGUAACAUUUUGGAGGGCAUCGUCACUGAAGCAAGAUUAUAGAAAAACAUGAUUUGGAGCACCGACAAAACACAACAUCAUCUCAAUCGUGAGAAAGAGAUAAUUAAGUUGUUGGUAUUUUAUCUAAAUAAAUGAUGAAACUGUUGUCUCUGGAUCAAGAUCUCAGUGAUAAGAACAGAAAAAAAGAUCUUGUUUUCUUGAGAAAACACAUAAAUAGUUUAGAUGAAUAGACAUUCGGCAUCACUGUGAUGAAAUAAUCAGUUGUGAAGGAGGUGUUUCAGAAACAGGAUCAAGAAUCAAGUUAUUAUUAGUGGAAUUAUUGUUAUUAUUAUGAUUACUGAGAUUAGAGACGUUAGAGGGCAGCCGAUGAUGAUGAUGAUGAUGAUGAGAGUGACCUCUACCAUUGUUUAUUUUUUCACUUUGUGCAGUUUUCAGUAUGCGUUUGACUGAAGGUGAGCGUGCUGUAUUCGGGCCUGCUUUUGAUGAAUCCAUAUUUAUUUUUCAUGAGAUAAACACACAUGUACCUCUGUCGACCUGGAUCGCCCACAUGGGGGAAAAAUUGCAAAACCGCCAGCUUCACUUUGAGUUUACUUCAGGGCGUUCCGUUUUUAUACAAAAAUAAUACGAAAAAAAACAAAAACAUACACGCAAAUAAUGCAUAUUCCACAAAGUAUAUUUUUACAUUCGCUGUCCUGUCAGAACUGUGUUUUUUCAAAUCAGGUUUUAUCAAACAUAUUUCCACAAAGAGCUACUUUUAAGGUCAUGAAAACUGAUAGCCUACAGCCUUUGAACGCAUCACAAAAAAGUUUCAUUUUUAUUUAAAUUGUUAACGGGUAUGGAGAGAAUCUUUUGUGCCAUUUUUAGUUUUUACUUUCUUUAAGAAGUGGCCUGAGGGAAAUAUAAUCUCGGUAACAUGAGGUCAGUCAGGACGAUAGAGCAGAGAACCGUUCAGUUCUUUAAAGCAAAUAGAUUUGUAUUGACAAAAAAGCAAAAAGUAAGUUGGAGAAUUAGUGCGAGAAUGAACGGGUUGGGAUAUUUUUUUGGGAGUGCGCAGAAAGGCAGGAGCUUAAAAUGACAAAUGAUUCAUUAAUCAGCUGGGGGGAGAAAAACAGGCCAUCAGUAUGCUCCAUAUUUGACUGUGUCACCCCAGUCACCAUAUUGUAAUUUCCAGACCUUUAUCUCUCUGUGAUGAAAGCAAAAAGCCUGAGGGACACAGAGAGAGCGGAGGCAGAGAAGGUGAAUUGAUAUUCAGAGGUGGUUUGUAUGUGCAAGCUAGGGCACGGAGGAAUGAGGCCGGGAAUUCAUUAUAACGCCGUUUCAAAUAUUAUGAUUCAAGCUCACGCUCGCCGGGCUGUUACGGCUGCGGGGGGAAAAGUCCCGCGGAUGGAGGGGAUGGAAAGGUAACGUCUCUGCAGAACGAGCGCGGGGAUGAAAGGUGAACAAACGCAGGCAAGCGGGCGGCGCGGGGAUCAAACUCAUCAGCGCAUUCUGGGAGAUGCAUCCAGUCUGAGCCGAGUGCUUUAAUACUUCUCCAAGUCGCGCUUCUUUUCCCUUCUUUUCAGAAAAGCAGGGCAGAGCGGCAGACAGAUGAGAUGAUCCGACGCUGCCGGGCGAGACUGAAAUUUGAUUUACAGAAAGAAAAUCUGAUUUGAGCAGUAAAUUUCUAAAUUAAAUGGCCUGUUGACACGAGAGAUUUGUUCUUUUCGGCGUCAAAAGGGGGAAAGUACGAUGAACAUAAAUGGUCACACUGGUACACAAAUAUUUUUUUAAGUACUACUGAUCCUUUUCUAAAUCAUCCAUCAGUUCUUAGAUUGAUUCCUUCCUUCCAGGCAGCCCUUUUUAUUUAAUUUAUAUGAAAAUAAACGUGUAGAGACUUCAAACUUAGCCUGGCUCAGCUUUGUAGUUGGUCAGAAUGAGGCCGAAAAUGUUGAGGAUCGUGGAUGAGAUAAACUGUCGACUAACAAACAAACAAACUGGUUUUAUUUUAUUUUUUUAUUUUACUUUUUAUACCAAAAUGUGUUUUUAGUUGUUUUUUUAUCAUGACUCAUUUGCCCUCAUGAGUUUUUGUUGCCGUCGAGAUAAAUAAAAUAUCCUACGUGCCUUUACUUUUUUCCGAACAGCCUGGUCUCCUAAAAAAUUACGUUCCCAUGCAACUAAACUGCUGUCAACUAAACUGUCAAUUACGUUUCGAGGGAAACAUAUUUUCUCCCGGAUUACGUUUGUUUUUGACGUAAAUAGGUUUCUUAUCAUAGUCCGCAGAAGACGCGCUAGGGAGGAGGUCAGGAUGGAUGGGCCGAUGGGUCAAACAAACACAGGAAGUUCCCCACUGUUAGUGUCCUGUCUGAAACCAAAAGUCAACAUUACAUAACGUGACAAACAUACGUAUUACAUAGGAAAAGAUCACGGUUUGGGUUAAAAUAACACCAGAAGUGCCAUACGGAAGUUACGGCGUUUAUACGGCGUUUAUACGGCAUUUAUACGGCGUUUAUACAGCUACAUGGCGUUCGCCACUCUUUAUUAUUCCUGGUUCACAAUUAUGUAGUUUACACACGAAUUGAUUUUGUGCUGACCACGAUCACGAAAAAAAAUUUAAAUUCGCGUCUAUGUACACGAUUCAAUU
Messenger RNA from Sebastes umbrosus (honeycomb rockfish), 9586 nucleotides. RefSeq names its product DCC netrin 1 receptor (gene dcc). The transcript has 29 exons. The record is from RefSeq and is a predicted model, not a curated record. Gene Ontology annotation, molecular function: protein binding. Gene Ontology annotation, cellular component: membrane. Gene Ontology annotation, biological process: cell-cell adhesion. Lineage: Eukaryota; Metazoa; Chordata; Actinopteri; Perciformes; Sebastidae. Bases 1 to 4539 code for a protein of 1512 amino acids.